AUGCAACCGGCGAUGGGAUACAUAAGACAGCGCGAACCAUCUGAUACCGACGGAGAAGCGCAUGUCAAUAUGCCCAUUGAUCCUGAAGAGUAUACCCAUUGGAAACGCGCCCAAACUUCAAGUUCAACCGCCGUAGACAGUGACGACGAGCGUUCCGUCUUGGGGAUGUCUUCGAACUAUGACCCCCUCCCAUCACCGACCCUGAUUGAGACUGCGUCGCUACUCUCCGACAGCACUUCCAGAGGCUCUUACCACACCUGUAACAAAAUAGACGCCGCCGUCACCGGACGUUCAAGCUCCCAACGCACGCCGUCGACGAUAUACAUCAUUAUAUUGGCCAGCGUGACGGGUGCCGGUGCUGUUGUUGGCGCCUUAUCAGCUCCUAUGUCGGUCAGAUCAGCACUCAGGAUGGUUGGAUUCCGCCCUGGUGGUAUCGCUAAAGGAUCGUGGGCCGCCAGAUGGAAAUCAAGAAUUGGCGACGUUGCUGCGGGCUCACUCUUCUCCGUGGCGCAGGCUAUCAUGGCCGGCUCAAGCCUGCCCAUGUCAUGGUAUGCUGCUGCAACUCUUGUCGGUGGACUCUUCGCGAUCGGGCUGUAUGUCAUGCUAUUCUUCCUUAUGAGGAAGUGGGUGGACCGCAGGUUCUGA
Messenger RNA from Peniophora sp. CBMAI 1063, 645 nucleotides. Lineage: Eukaryota; Fungi; Basidiomycota; Agaricomycetes; Russulales; Peniophoraceae. The record is from the annotation of a GenBank genome assembly.